AUACGCUGUGGUUGGCUAUUAAACAUCUGAAAUUUUCUGACAUCUGAUUGUGAGUGAAGCCGGUUGGCAGCUAAACAAUUUAGAUAAAAAUUAUAACCAUGCAGAGAAAUUGCGGCACGGAUAUUUCCGUGCCAUCUCGCUUCGCCUGCCUUAAAAUCGAAGACGAUGAAUUUAGACCUGUAGUAAACAAAAAUUCUAAGAAAAAAAACGAUAAAAAGCCCACAAAUGCGAAUACAAAUAAAAAACCAAAUAAACAAGUGACUAAUGGACAACAAAAGAAAAAGUCGAAGGCAAAACAGGAGGACAAGCAGUGGGAAGAAUGGAAGAAAAAAGAUGAUGAACUGGUCAAUGAUCAUUAUCAACAAGAUUUGCAAUGUGCAAUACUUCAAUCUAAGCUGGAAUUUGAGCAGAAAAAAAGAAACCCUCCGGUUGUACAAAUUACUGAAGUCUCAACGCUCAAGAAGAAAAAGAGUAAGACCAUGUCUUUAGAUGAGUUCCUUGAACAGAGAACUGUAAAUGAGAAUGUUGCACCAAAGGAUGAUGAUGUUGAUCCCAACUUUUUUGAUAAAAUAUCUGCUACAGUAAAGAAGGAGCUUACGAAAGAAGAAAUUAAUGCCAAGAGAUGGGAAAGGGAAAGAAAUAUUGAUGAAGUAAUUUCCCUAGCUCAGUAUCAAGCUAAAUAUGAGCAAGAAAAAGAAAAGAAUGCUACUCUAACCAAGGAAUUAGAAAUUGCUCAUAAAGAACUUGCUAUUGUUAAAGCUCGAAAUGCUACAUUAUGCAGUCUGUUAAGUCAGGGAGAAAUGAAGGACAAAGCAUCUGUCUUGUUGGAACUGGAAAAAGUUACAACAAUGAAGGAGGAUCUAACAGAAGAAGUAGGCAAAUUACAUAAACUGUUGGAGCAAGAAAGAUCCAAAGCAAAUGCCAAUAAUGGUGACAAGAAUAAGGAAAAGAAACGCAAGAAAUAAUAAGUUUUGGAAAGACGAGUUAUUAGAAGACUGUUUUUAUUUUGUGAUGUUUUGCAUGCUAUUUAGUGUGUUAUUAUUUAGUUUAGAUUAAUAGAAUGUAACUUAUUUUAAAGAAAUCAGUCUCUUCAAUUUAAUUUGAUCAAAGUACAUUGAGUAAUAUAUUCUCAAACUGUGAUAACAUUUUAGGAAUCAUUUAAUAGUAUUAUUUUGCAGUAUUUUUUUUUAAUGAAAUUAUGCUAAAUGUUCUAAUCUUGUUCAAAUUUGAAGAGACUUUGAAAUU
Molecule: messenger RNA, 1245 nt
Organism: Aethina tumida (small hive beetle)
Lineage: Eukaryota; Metazoa; Arthropoda; Insecta; Coleoptera; Nitidulidae
Product: G kinase-anchoring protein 1
Exons: 6
Coding region: 99-965 (288 amino acids)
Biological process (GO): signal transduction
Cellular component (GO): Golgi apparatus
Source: RefSeq, a predicted model, not a curated record